AUGGAUCCCUGCUGUUUCAGCAAGUGCCAAUGGUGGAGAUCGACGGGAUGAAGAUGGUGCAGACUAGAGCCAUCCUCAACUACGUAGCAGCAAAAUACAAUCUCUAUGGAAAAGACCUGAAAGAGAGAGCCUGGAUUGAUAUGUAUGUGGAGGGAACAACAGACCUGAUGAUAAUGAUCAUGCAUCUCCCUUUUCAACCAGCUGACACAAGAGAAAAGAAUCUUGCCUUAAUCAUUGAACGAGCUUCAAGCAGGUACUUUCCUGUUUAUGAAAAGGCCUUAAAAGACCAUGGCCAUGAUUAUCUUGUUGGCAACAAAUUAAGCUGGGCAGACAUCCAUCUGCUGGAAGCCAUUUUAAUGGUUGAAGAACUGAAGCCUGAUAUACUGUCUGCGUUCCCUCUGCUACAGGCUUUUAAAGGAAGAAUAAGCAACAUUCCAACAAUAAAAAAUUUCUUGCAGCCUGGCAGCCAGAGGAAGCCGCCAACAGAUGAGAAGCUUGUUGCCUUUGUGAAGAAAGUAUUUGAUAUGUAAUCUUGUGGCUGCUGAAGGUAACACAACUGUAGUCUUUUACCAGAGCUGUGCCUUCUAAGAGUAAACUGCAUAGAUGUGUUCUGUGGUU
Tauraco erythrolophus (red-crested turaco) is the source of this 618-nucleotide messenger RNA. NCBI's taxonomy places the organism in Eukaryota, Metazoa, Chordata, Aves, Musophagiformes, Musophagidae. The record is from RefSeq and is a predicted model, not a curated record.